This is a messenger RNA of Spizellomyces punctatus DAOM BR117, 2605 nucleotides long. Its product is annotated as DNA replication licensing factor MCM7. The transcript has 14 exons. Gene Ontology annotation, cellular component: MCM complex; nucleus. Gene Ontology annotation, molecular function: single-stranded DNA helicase activity; single-stranded DNA binding; ATP hydrolysis activity. Bases 145 to 2406 code for a protein of 753 amino acids. The record is from RefSeq and is a predicted model, not a curated record. Gene Ontology annotation, biological process: double-strand break repair via break-induced replication; DNA replication initiation; DNA strand elongation involved in DNA replication. NCBI's taxonomy places the organism in Eukaryota, Fungi, Chytridiomycota, Chytridiomycetes, Spizellomycetales, Spizellomycetaceae.
GGUCACUCAACUACUGGACAACCCAUCUACAGCUUCGGUGCUAUCCCUGAAAAUUUCGGCGCAUAUCGUUCUAGAACAGAUUUGUAUUGAUCGUUUACCUGUGCUUGCCUCUCUCCGUCGCGCUCCCGCCGAAGACAGUUCAACAUGGCGGCGCCUGCACCCUCCUUCUACCCUAAUGUGAACUAUCAGCAAGAGAAAGAGAAAAUCACAAACUUCCUGGAGAACUUUGCCGUAGAAGUUUCUGAUCCUGCUCAGACUCCGAGCCGCCGAAAACACAGUCGUAGGACGCCUGCAGCAUUGCAAUUUCCGUACAAGGAGCAGUUGAAAACCAUCGCGGAUCGAACACAAAGCAAGCUGGAGAUCAGUUUGGAUGAUGUUGCUGCGUUUGAAGAAACCGAAGAGCUGGCUCAGAACAUUGAACAUAAUACGAAGCGUUAUGUUACUCUCUUUUAUGAAGUGAUUGAUACUAUGCUCCCGGAAAACAGGACUGCGCCAAAUGACGACAGUGACCCAUUGGAAGUGAUUUUGUUCCAACGGCGGCAGCAUGAUGCAGCUAGAGAAGGAACGAAUGCUCCUUUGUUUCCACCAAUGCUGACCCGAAGAUAUACAGUAUGCUUUAAGCCUCGGGACACAGCCAAGGCCCUUUCCGUUCGAGAAGUUAAGGGUUCCGCUGUUGGUCGAAUGGUCACUGUACGAGGAAUGGUUACACGCGUUAGCGAUGUCAAACCGCAAGCGGUCGUCAUCGCCCUCAGUUGCGAUAAAUGCGGAUCCGAAAUAUUCCAAGAGGUGACCUCUCAUAACUUCACACCAAUUACCGAAUGCCCUAGUGCAGAUUGCAAAAAAAAUGCUUCGAAAGGGAAGCUUUAUCUGCAGACACGGGCUUCAAAACUUAUCAAGUUCCAGGAAAUAAAAGUGCAAGAGCUGACCGAUCAAGUUCCAAUGGGACACAUUCCCCGCUCCAUGACCGUCCACCUUUAUGAUGACAUGACCCGCAGUGUCAACCCCGGAGACACAGUGUACAUCUCUGGCAUCUUCCUUCCAAUCCCCUAUACCGGAUUUAAAGCUUUACGCGCGGGUCUCAUCACCGAUACGUAUCUGGAGGCCCACCACGUGCGACAAUUGAAAAAACAAUAUUCUCAAAUGGAGGUGACGCCAGAAAUCAACGCCAAAAUUGAGGAGCUCGCCGAGGAUCAAAAUGUUUACACGAGGCUCGCAAGAAGCAUUGCGCCGGAAAUUUGGGGCCACGACGAUGUCAAGAAGGCAUUACUUUUAUUGCUCGUGGGAGGUGCUACCAAGGAAACCAAGGACAGGAUGCGAAUCCGUGGCGACCUUAAUAUCUGUUUGAUGGGUGAUCCCGGGGUUGCAAAAUCUCAAUUGCUGAAGCAAAUUAGCAAGAUUGCUCCGAGAGGUGUAUACACGACCGGACGCGGUAGUUCCGGCGUUGGUUUGACUGCUAGCGUGAUGAAGGAUCCUGUCACGGAGGAAAUGAUUCUGGAGGGAGGCGCACUGGUUUUGGCGGACAAUGGUAUCGCAUGUAUCGAUGAAUUCGAUAAGAUGGAUGAGAAUGAUCGGACCGCCAUUCACGAGGUGAUGGAGCAGCAGACAAUCAGUAUCAGCAAGGCUGGUAUAACCACGACGCUCAACGCUCGAGCAUCAAUUCUUGCGGCCGCUAAUCCGCAAUAUGGCCGUUACAACCCCAAGAAGCGGGUGUCUGAUAAUAUCAAUCUUCCGGCCGCGUUACUCAGUCGUUUUGAUAUUCUCUUUCUGAUGCUGGAUACUCCGACUGUUGCCGAUGAUCUCAGACUCGCCCAGCAUGUUGCCUUCGUACACAUGCAUUUGCACCAUCCACGAUUGGACGGUGACUUUGAAGCGGUAGACACGAGUGUUAUUAGGCACUAUAUUGCAAAAGCCCGGAAGUUCGACCCGAUAGUGCCGAAGGAGGUUGGGGACUACAUAGUUAAUGCUUACGUGCAUCUCCGUUCUCGCGCAAAAGAAAUGGAAGAUUUCCAAUAUACCUCUGCAAGAACACUCCUGAGCGUGAUUCGGAUGGCAACGGCACUGGCUCGGCUUCGUUUUGCCGACGAGGUUGACCUCAGCGAUGUUGACGAGGCCCUGCGCCUUAUGGACGUCAGCAAAGCCAGCUUGUUGGAUCGCGAAGAGACACAAGCCCAGGAUCCCAUAUCUGUCAUUUUUGAACUCAUCAAAACAAUGUCGAAAGAUGCCGACGGUCAAAUGCAGAGCGAAAUUAGGAUCUCCAAAAUCCGGGACCGAGUCAUCGGGAAAGGUUAUACGGAAGAAGAUCUCAACAACUGCAUUGAGGCAUAUCACGAUCUUUGGAUGGUCGCUGCUAAUGGAACUAAGCUACGCUGGAUGGGAGUAAAUGAAGAGGAUGAGGAGAACUUUUGAUUGGGGCGACCCAAAUGCUGACGGACAACGUGUGAAUAUUUAUUGACCGUGUAUAUAUCUGAACGGAUGUUCAAUGCGAAUAUAGUCGCUUGCGUUCCCCUCUAGUCUUUCUUGCCCCGACGUGUAGAUCGGCAGGACUAUGGGGCGCUCUCAGUCUAGUGUUUCUAUAUUGGUGACGGUUCCGAUGGAUAAGUUUCAG